This is a messenger RNA of Lotus japonicus, 1905 nucleotides long. RefSeq names its product zeatin O-glucosyltransferase-like. The coding region runs from base 191 to 1636 and encodes 481 amino acids. The record is from RefSeq and is a predicted model, not a curated record. Gene Ontology annotation, molecular function: UDP-glycosyltransferase activity. The transcript has a single exon. Lineage: Eukaryota; Viridiplantae; Streptophyta; Magnoliopsida; Fabales; Fabaceae.
UAAUGCAAUUAUAUUCAUAAGGACUCGAACAUGUAUCAGUUUAUCUGCUGCUCAUGGUAUAUCCAUGUACCACUUGAAUUGAAGACACCAAAGAUAUUCAUCUUCUAUAAAUAUCCAAGGCACUAGCUAGUAAUACUCACCCAAUCCAGUUCCAAAGUUUAACACUGAAUUCUAGCCACAAAGUUCACCAAUGGCUUUAUCCAAUUACCAAACCGAUAGCAAAAGCCAUAGCAGUAGCAACACCAUUGAUCAACCAUCCCAAGUGGUGGUGGUUAUGGUACCUUACCCUGCACAAAGCCAUCUCAACCAGCUCCUUCACUUGUCACGCCUAAUCCUAUCACACAGCAACAACAACAUCCCAAUCCACUAUGUUGGCACUGCCACACAUAACCGCCAGGCCACACUUCGUGUCCAAGGUUGGGACUUAAACUCCAUUUCAAGCACCAUCUAUUUCCAUGACUUCAAAGUUCCUCACUUUGCUUCCCCUCCUCCAAAACCCAACACCGGUGAAACCAAAUUCCCAGAUCAUGCGGUUCCUUGCAUAGAGGCCUCUUCACAUCUUCGUGAACCUCUAGCAGAACUUGUCAUUUCCCUUUCAUCUGUGGCUAAAAGGGUCAUAGUGAUCCAUGACUUCCUAAUGGGGUCAGUGGUACAAGAUGGCAAGAAAAUCCCAAAUGUUGAGAGUUACACAUUUCUCAGCAACUGUUCCUUUCCCUUCUUCACCUUUUGGGAGAACAUGGGAAAACCGCCACUAGAAAACAACUCAAAUAUACCAGAAGUUCCAUCUCUUGAAGGAUGCUUCAACACCCAGUUUCUAGAUUUCAUUACUGAACAGAGUGAGUUCAUUGAAUUCAGUGAGGGAUACAUCUACAACACAGCCAGAGCAAUUGAAGGUCCUUACAUGGAGUUUAUGGAGAGCCUCAUUGGCAGCAAGAAGAAGCAAUGGGCACUUGGGCCCUUCCACCCCUUGACCAUUAAAAACUCAAAUUCAAAGGGAAGACACUUUACCAUGGAGUGGCUUGAUAGACAAGAGCCAAAAUCAGUUAUCUAUGUGUCUUUUGGGUCAACAACAACAUUCACAGAGGAACAAAUUGAAGAGAUUGCAAAAGGAUUGGAACAAAGCAAGCAAAAAUUCAUCUGGGUGCUGAGGGAUGCCGAUAAAUGUGACAUCUUUGAUGAGACUGAAGUGAGAAAACAUGACCUUGAAAAUGGUUUUGAAAAGAGAACUGAAGGGGUGGGGCUAGUUGUGAGAGACUGGGCACCCCAAUUGGAAAUUCUAGACCACCCUUCAACAGGAGGGUUUAUGAGUCACUGUGGAUGGAACUCCUUGUUUGAGAGCAUGUCCAUGGGGGUGCCAAUAGCAGCAUGGCCUAUUCACUCUGAUCAGCCAAGAAAUACAGUUUUGAUAACUGAAGAGCUGAAGGUUGGUUUGGCAGUGAGGGACUGGGCAAAGAGAGAUGAUUUGGUGACUGCUUCAGUUAUUGCGAAUGCGGUGAGAAGGCUGAUGGAAACAAAGGAAGGAGAUGAGAUGCGAGAGAAAGCAAUGAGCCUUAAAGAAGCCAUCCAUAGGUCCAUGGAUGAAGGUGGAGUCUCUCAUGAGGAAAUGAAAUCUUUCAUUGCUCAUAUAACUAGAUAGUUUGAUUUAACCACACAUUCUGGGUUUGAGCAAGUUUGAAUUUUUGGAUAAAAUUUUAAUUGUUGGUGCUUGUUUGCUGGGGUUUUGGAGUUUUAUUUUGAUGAAAUAAAAAGUGGGAUGGAGAAGAAGGAAGAUGAAGAACAUGAUGAUAAAGAUGAAGAAUAUAAUGAAGAUUGAAAAUUUAAGGUUUUUUUACUUUAUUUUAUUUUAGUCACUGUUCUUGGUUAAUUUGUAUUUCCUUAAUUAUUUACAUAAUAUGUUUAACAAAA